Lasiodiplodia theobromae is the source of this 2490-nucleotide messenger RNA. Its product is annotated as RNA polymerase ii transcription factor. Bases 1 to 2490 code for a protein of 829 amino acids. Gene Ontology annotation, biological process: nucleotide-excision repair; transcription by RNA polymerase II; transcription by RNA polymerase I. NCBI's taxonomy places the organism in Eukaryota, Fungi, Ascomycota, Dothideomycetes, Botryosphaeriales, Botryosphaeriaceae. The record is from RefSeq and is a predicted model, not a curated record. Gene Ontology annotation, cellular component: transcription factor TFIIH holo complex; transcription factor TFIIH core complex. The transcript is spliced from 4 exons.
AUGCUCUCCUCGCUGUUGAAGAACUCGCCGGCCUGCCAGGAUCCUGUUCCAUUCAUGCGCUUGCCACCCGAGAUACGUGUGAUGAUAUAUGAACGCACGUGGACUGUAGUCGACUGCCCUUGGAUCAUGACCGUGCGAGCGGGUCGACGUGGAAAUGGGAACAGGCAUGCUACCAGCAUCGAGUACUGGCUGGGACCUUCUCCAGAGCGUCAAGUCCAGUACCCAAAGGUCAUCAUGUCGAUGGAUCCUCGCAUCAAGAACGAAUUCGUGCACGAGCUCUGUGCCAAGUUUCCUGUCCAGAUGUACGCCAGUGGCCUCUUUACUGAGCGUAUCCCCGGUCUCAGCAUUCAUGAACCGUCUGUCUUCCUCAACCACCUUCAAGAUUUCCAGAUUCGGGAGCUUCAUGACGAUAUUUACACAACAGCAUCGGAGACAAAGCAACCGCAGGCCCGCCGCGCGGACUUGCACCCUCUCCACCCAAACAGCAUGUCCCGCGUGUCCGCCUCGUACAAGAAGCAGGAUGGCGUUCUCUCCGUGUCCCAGGACAACCGGACCGUCCUCUGGACGCCCGCCGCACCCCCGGGCGCCCCGCCGUCGCUGACCAUCGCCGUGUCCGACAUCACCAACCUGCAGCAGACGCCGGCCACGAGCGCCAAAGUCUCCAUCAAGAUCGUCGCCACCGAAUCAUAUGUCUUCGCCUUCACCUCUCCGACUGCGCGCGAUGACCAGGUCGCCAUUACCAACACUCUUCGCACCGCCAUCGAAGCCGCCAAGGCGCGCAGCGCGGCGGCCUCCAAUGCCCCCACGCCCGCCCCUGCGCCCGACAACACCGGCCAGCCGUCGGCCAUGGCGAUAGCGAAGGCCGUGUCGGGCCAGACGCCGGCGCCAGCCACCAGCGCGAGCGGCGCAGAAAGAGGAGACGACGACGGCAUGUACACGGACGAGCGGCUGCUGGGGGACGUGGAGCUGCAGCGGUCGCUGCUGAGCAAGGACCUGGGGACGCAGAAGCGCUUCUACGAGGCGCUCAAGGGCAAGCCCGAGUCGAUCUCACACUCGCAGUUCUCGAAGCAGUUCUGGUCGACUCGUGUGCACCUGCUGCGGGCGCACGCCGUGCAGCUGAGCCAGCAGCACGGCCCGGUCAACGCGCUGUCGGCCAUCAAGCUUAAGAUCCGCGACGACGGCACGCCGCAGACGACGCUGACGCGUGGCCAGAUCCAGACCAUCUUCAACCAGCACCCACUGGUGCGUAAGGCGUACAACGACUUGGUGCCACCCAUGGGCGAGGUCGAGUUCUUCGCGGCCUUCUUCGCUAGUAGGCUGUACAAGAGGCUGAAGGGAGAAAAGAUCACGGAGAUGGACCCGACGAAUCCCAAGUUUGACAAGUAUCUUAAUGAUACCGAGGAGAAUGAGAAAGCGAAGGCAUUGAGCGUGGAGCAAUUUCCUCAUUUCUUGGAUAUUGAGGGCAACGAGUCGAAUCACAGUCAGCGCAAGGGCAACGCACCAGACAUGACCAUGCGGCCAAGUGGGCAUGAUAAGGUCCCAAUUCUGAGGAGUUUGAACCGAGUCAGUGGGCACAUGAUGGCAGACGUCACGCCGGCAGACGUGGAUCCCCAUGCACCCGCAGGCGUAGAUGAGUCGACUUGGGAGCAAUUACGGUUGAAAGAUUUGCAGCGGAGUGACGAAGACAACCGCGUCAUGCUCAAGAUCAAGGAUCAAAGGCAAUUCUUCGCCCGUGACAACAAGUCAUCUGCGGAAGCGCAGUUCUACGCAAAGCAAGUGCCGUCGGAUGUCCUCAAGACGCUUCGCCGUGAACUCGAUGGCGGAAGCCUACAGGUCGGCGGCAACGGCGUCAACCUCCAAAGCGUCAUCAACGUAGAUGACAACAGUGACAGCGACGAGGACGCCAAGAAGCCGGCUCCCGAGCGCGUUGGGACAAAGGCUGCGCGCGGCGCGGCGACGACGCAGAUCCUCUCGGCCAUCAAGCAGCGCCGCGCGCAGAACAACGACUACUCGACGCCGCUGGGCACGUUUGCGGUCGUCGAGUUCGGCAAGACGGGGUACGGGCUCAGCGAAAGCUCCAUCAACGCGCUGACGCUCACGCACAACACGACGGUCGAGUUCCUGCACUACUUCUGGGCCGUGUACGGCAGCGGCGAUGCGGACCGCGCGGGCGAGCUGGGGACGCUGGUCGAGACGCUGGAGAGGUCAAUCGAGCGGGUGAAGGCGGUGGCGGAGGAGGCGGAGAAGGAGCGCCAGCAGAUGAUGGCAGACGCGAAGAAGCGCAUCGAGCAGCAGGCGGCGCGCACGGGUCGCCGCGCGCGGUUCGACGAGCGCGCGUUCAAGGGCGGCCGGGCGGCCGUCGAGAGCGUCAUGCGCCCCACGGUCGAGGCCGUCAAGAAGGCCGUCAACACGUACAGGGAGGAGCUUAAGAAGCAGAUGGCGCUGGCACAGCAGGCGGCUGCCGCGAGCGGUGCGACGGCGGCGUCGUAG